Molecule: messenger RNA, 956 nt
Organism: Priapulus caudatus
Lineage: Eukaryota; Metazoa; Priapulida; Priapulimorpha; Priapulimorphida; Priapulidae
Product: zinc finger protein GLI2-like
Exons: 8
Biological process (GO): regulation of transcription by RNA polymerase II
Cellular component (GO): nucleus
Molecular function (GO): RNA polymerase II cis-regulatory region sequence-specific DNA binding; DNA-binding transcription factor activity, RNA polymerase II-specific
Source: RefSeq, a predicted model, not a curated record
GUCUGCCGUUCCAUGCACCGUUCGCAUUUCCGCACCCGCCGCUGCCGGUGGACACGCGGGCGGCCGACAGCCGAUACCUGUAUGAAGCAUCCCGUCUCCAUGGUGCGAUCAGUCCCUCGAUGAACCUUCACCCGCUGCACUACCAGCACCUGCAACACUACAUGCGCCAGAGCAGCCUGCAGGGGUCGCCCUUCCUCUCGCACGGUUCCAUGCUCGGCCACCAGGUGGCGGGCAUUCCGAGGCCGCCGUCGCUCGGCAUGUCGGAGCUGCGGCAUUCGUCGUCGCAGCAUCCCAGCGUCCAGCCUCUGGGAGCGUCGAAAGCACAAUCACAGUUAACCAAAGACUCGAGUUCGGGAGAGUUGUUCCAAGUGAAGAGGGAGCCAAGCAGCAAGUCAGAGUCCAGGGACGACAGCAGUCAGAAACCCUCACCAGCCUCAGGGGUUGACCCGUCACCAAAGAACGAGCCGGACGACUUUUACGAGACGAACUGUCACUGGACCGGCUGCAGCCACGAGUUCAACACGCAGGAGGAACUCGUAAAGCACAUCACAACGGACGCACAUAGCGACGGAACAAGAAGUCGAGAUAGCCCUUCAAGGCGCAGUACAUGCUCGUGGUUCAGCAUGAGGAGGCAUACGGGCGAGAAGCCGCACAAGUGCACGUUUGAGGGAUGCUCUAAGGCAUAUUCGAGGCUGGAGAACCUGAAGACACAUCUGCGCUCUCACACGGGCGAGCGACCGUACACCUGCGAAUUCCCUGGCUGCACAAAGUCGUUCAGCAAUGCGUCCGACCGCGCCAAGCAUCAAAACCGAACGCACUCUAACGCCAAACCGUACGUUGUGCAAGCUCACAGGCUGACUAGCGAUACACGGAUCCCAGCCCUUCUCUCAGGAAAGCACGUGAAAGGACGGGUUGCACGCCCGGAGUCUUCACACGACAAGAGUAUGAAGAAUUGA